ACUACAGCUGUACGUCAGCUGUGAGAGGGCUGUGUCAAAUUUCAAUCACCCGCUUCCUUACCACUACACUUCAUAGUAAUAUCCUGUUUGCUCAGCUUCUGUCCAUCAACUCAUCGCAAUGAGCGUCCUCAGGCCUUUCAAAGCCAGCGAUCUGUUCAAGUUCAACAACAUUAAUUUGGACGUCUGGACGGAAACUUAUGGCAUCACCUUCUACCUAACCUACCUUCACCGCUGGUCAGACCUCUGUUUCACCCAAGAAGCUCCAAGCGGCCGAUUGCAAGGCUAUAUUCUUGGGAAGGCUGAAGGUGCACAAGCAGAUUGGCAUGGGCACAUCACAGCAGUCUCCGUCGCUCCCGAGUACCGACGUCUAUCUCUAGCAAAAAACAUGUGCCAACGUCUCGAAAUCACUUCAGACGAGACAUACAAAGGAUUCUACGUGGAUCUUUAUGUUCGCUGUAACAAUACACUGGCCAUCAAAAUGUACGAGGGUAUGGGAUACAGCGUAUACCGACGAGUCAGAGAAUACUACGGUAAUCUGGGGUUAGGGAAGGAUGGAAGAGACGAGGAAGACGCGUUUGAUAUGCGAAAAUCUCUGUCCCGAGACGUGGCACGACGAUCUAUACGGCCUAAUGGUCGAGAUAUGAUAGUCAGCGCUCAUGAUGUUUCGUAAACAGGUAGAUACAUUUCGCGGAUUCUCGCUCACAAACCACUACUUCCAUUGCAAUGCAUCG
This is a messenger RNA of Suillus paluster, 731 nucleotides long. Its product is annotated as acyl-CoA N-acyltransferase. The record is from RefSeq and is a predicted model, not a curated record. NCBI's taxonomy places the organism in Eukaryota, Fungi, Basidiomycota, Agaricomycetes, Boletales, Suillaceae. The transcript is spliced from 5 exons. Bases 119 to 670 code for a protein of 183 amino acids. Gene Ontology annotation, molecular function: protein-N-terminal amino-acid acetyltransferase activity. Gene Ontology annotation, biological process: N-terminal peptidyl-methionine acetylation. Gene Ontology annotation, cellular component: NatB complex.